AUGCAGCCUGUGCUGGUUGCCAACAGUGAAGAUGCCCUGUCAUGGAUUUUAAUCGAUAGCAGGGGCCAUGGGUUGGCGAAGAGCCACCUUCCCAUACGUGGCAACGUCACUGCAAUUACCGAAGGAUUUGAGGUCAUUACUCUCCUGUUCUGGACCAUCUUUUUCUUCAGUUGUUUACUAUGUUUGAGCGUACCUCUUUUUUACGGGACGCUUUCCGGGGUAAUCCACCACUGUAACGUUGGCUUUCAGUUACUUUCUGCUCUCACAACGAGUAAUGAGCAACACUCAAAUCAAAAAGGAGGUGUAAAGAAGGACAGGUUUAAUAUCACUACAGCUGGUAAUGGCAAUAACAGAAAUGGCCAUGUGCACCAACGGAGUAGUCGCGCUGCAACCACUCCGCAUGAUCACAAUGUAAAACACCUUGCCGUUAUUAUGGACGGAAACCGAAGGUACGGGCAGAGGCAUUCUGUUGAAACCGUAUGUGUGAAAGAGUUAGAAGAUGUGUGUGAGUUUAUCUUCAAUGAAGAUAUGCCGUUGUUUGGUGUAGAACCAAUUUUCAAGCGACUGGCGUUUCUCCUCAAACGCACCAAGUUGGAUGGGCAUCGUGUGGGAGGUGAGAAAUUGCUAGAGUUCGUGAAAGAUUGCAUUGAUUUUAACAUCAGUAUGCUAACUGUGUAUGCCUUCUCUACGGAGAACUGGUCUAGACCUGCGCUAGAGGUCAAGGUGCUCAUGACGUUGUUUUACUGUUAUUUUGAGCGCAUGCGCCAAACGGCAAGAAAACAGGGGAUUUUCAUACGCUUCAUAUCACCUGCGUUUGAAAUGAUCCCUUCCCGUAUUCGACGUAUUAUGGUGGAUAUUGAAGAAGAAACACGACGGCAUGUGCCGAGGCGUAUUGUAGUUAACGUGUGUGUCAGCUACAGUGGGCGGGAUGAGAUCAUCAACGCCUGCAACGGCCUCUUGCAGAAGAGGAGCGAAUAUUCCCCGAUUUCAACCGGGGACUUGAUGAGUCAAAUGCUUCGUAGCGUAACGCAGGCUGAUCACGAGGAGGAAGAUGCUUCUGUUCUGUUCGAUGGCGGAGGUGCAGAGCCACAAAUUCUACUACGAACUAGUGGAGAGCAGAGACUCAGCAACUUCCUAUUGUUUGAAUGUGCCUACACAGAGUUCCUCUUCGUUGACAAAACCUGGCCCGAGAUAAAUAGAGAGGACCUUGUUAAACUCUUACAAGAUCAUGAUAAGCGUGACAAACGCUACGGCAAAUAA
This is a messenger RNA of Trypanosoma brucei brucei TREU927, 1260 nucleotides long. Its product is annotated as cis-prenyltransferase-like protein. Gene Ontology annotation, biological process: polyprenol biosynthetic process. Gene Ontology annotation, cellular component: endoplasmic reticulum. The transcript has a single exon. The record is from RefSeq and is a predicted model, not a curated record. Bases 1 to 1260 code for a protein of 419 amino acids. NCBI's taxonomy places the organism in Eukaryota, Euglenozoa, Kinetoplastea, Trypanosomatida, Trypanosomatidae.